UUCCAGAGACUUUACGUCAGUUCGACAAGAAUGAGAAUUUUCAAACUUACCUUCUUGCUACUUACCAUCUUAGUGAUUCUCUCUGCUGUGGACGUUGGUGAAUGCGGAAAAUUCAAAAACUUUUUCAAAAAAAUUGGAAAGGGUUUCAAAAAAGUUGGAAAAGCAGUCGUAAAAGGGGUCAAGGCGAUUCCGGGGAUCCUUGGAGGAGUGAAGGAAGUUCAAGAUAAUGUGUUGGAUAUUAAAAAUAAAUGGAAAGAAAUUAGAGGAAAUUGAUAUUUUGUGCU
Messenger RNA from Cylicocyclus nassatus, 284 nucleotides. NCBI's taxonomy places the organism in Eukaryota, Metazoa, Nematoda, Chromadorea, Rhabditida, Strongylidae. The record is from the annotation of a GenBank genome assembly.